AAUACUACUAGUGCUAAAAAUGACACCAAAGCUAUCAUCUCUGUCAAGAAGAAACCUGUACUUUCUACAGCUUCUUCUGCAAUUUCAGUGGCAGCUCUGUGUUUUGCUAUUGGUUUUCAACUGGCAAAUAUCCCUUUUGGCUGCAGACGAACCACAGGAAUUCGUAGAUUAUGGAUAUGCAGUCAAGUCGGUAGGCAUAAAUUCUGCUGGAAAUUCAUUGACUGCUCAUCUUGAGUUGAUCAAGAACUCCACCGUUUUCGGCCCAGAUAUACCCCAGCUCCUGCUCACCGCCAGCUUUGAAACAAAUGGCCGUUUAAGAAUUCGAAUUACUGAUCCCAACAGCCAAAGAUGGGAAGUCCCAUAUGACAUUCUCCCGCGCCAACCGCCACCACCACCGCCUCACACUCCUCCUCAACCGCCACACAACCGCCGCCUCCUCUCUGAUCGCACAUCAGACCUUGAGUUCCGCCUCAGCAACACUACCCCAUUUGGCUUCUCAGUCAGCCGCCUGUCAACCGGGGAGACCUUGUUUGACACCACCCCAGAAACUAACAAUCCCAACACAUUCCUCAUUUUCAAAGACCAAUAUCUCCAGCUUUCCUCCUCAUUGCCGUCAGAUAGAGCCAAUCUUUACGGGCUUGGAGAGCAUACAAAGAGUUCAUUUCGGCUUAAACAUAAUCAGACACUGACCCUUUGGAAUGCAGACAUUUUGAGUGCAAAUAUCGAUGUUAAUUUGUAUGGAUUCCAUCCAUUUUACAUGGAUGUUCGAUCGCCCAAUGGGAGGAGCCAUGGAGUUUUAUUGCUUAACAGUAAUGGAAUGGACAUUGUAUAUACAGGAGACAGGAUUACCUAUAAGGUGAUUGGGGGGAUUAUUGAUCUGUACAUUUUUGCUGGACCAACUCCAAAUAUGGUGGUUGAUCAGUACACUCAGCUCAUUGGCCGUCCGGCUGCUAUGCCAUACUGGUCCUUUGGAUUUCACCAAUGUCGAUGGGGUUACAAAAAUGUUUCAAAUCUUGAGGCAGUGGUUGCUAAUUAUGCAAAAGCUGGAAUUCCUCUAGAGGUCAUGUGGACUGACAUUGAUUACAUGGAUGGAUUUAAGGACUUUACACUUGAUCCUGUCAAUUUUCCUUUUGAUAAGAUGAAGAAUUUUGUUGAUGCCCUUCAUCUAAACGGUCAAAAAUAUGUUCUCAUUGUUGAUCCUGGUAUCAGCAUCAAUGAGACAUAUGGGACUUACAUAAGAGGAAAGGCAGCAGAUAUAUUUAUAAAGCGUGACAAUAUAUCCUACCAGGGUGUAGUUUGGCCAGGGAAUGUUUACUUCCCGGAUUUUGUGAACCCCGCAGCUGGACUCUUUUGGAGCAAUGAGAUCAACCAAUUUCACAAUAUAGUCUCAUUUGAUGGUCUAUGGAUUGACAUGAAUGAGCUAUCAAAUUUCAUAACUUCUUCUCCUACCCCAUCAUCUCCGCUUGAUGACCCUCCUUAUAAAAUAAACAACCAUGGCGCUAAGAUGUCCAUCACUUACUCAACUGUCCCUGCAACUGCUAUGCAUUUUUAUGAUUUUACCGAGUACAAUGUCCACAACCUCUAUGGGUUCUUAGAGUCCAGAGCAACUAAUCAGGCACUAGGCAAACUGAAAGGUAAAAGGCCAUUUGUACUUUCCAGAUCAACUUUUGUUGGUUCUGGAAAAUUCACAGCACACUGGACUGGAGAUAAUGCUGCCACUUGGGAUGAUUUGGCAUACUCAAUUCCGACCAUUUUGAGUUUUGGACUUUUUGGAAUUCCUAUGGUAGGAGCAGACAUAUGUGGUUUUUCAGGAAACACUACAGAAGAGCUUUGUCGUCGUUGGAUACAGUUGGGGGCCUUUUAUCCUUUUGCUAGGGAUCACACUACAAAGGAUAGUAAUUCUCAAGAACUCUAUCUGUGGGAUUCAGUUGCAGCAUCUGCCAAAAAAGUACUCGGGCUCCGCUACCGGUUACUUCCCUAUUUCUACAUGCUAAUGUAUGAAGCACAUAUUAAAGGGACACCCAUUGCGCGGCCCCUUUUCUUCUCGUUCCCUGAAGAUGUCAACACAUAUGGAAUCAGCUCGCAGUAUCUUCUUGGCAAAGGUGUUAUGAUCUCACCUGUACUCAAGCCGGGAGCAGUCACCGUUGAUGCAUAUUUUCCUGCAGGAAACUGGUUUAGCCUCUUCAAUCAUUCACAGUCGGUGAGUUUGAGCCAAGGAAAGUAUGUGACACUUGAUGCACCACCAGAUCACAUAAAUGUACAUGUUAGGGAAGGCAAUGUAUUGGCCAUGCAAGGGGAAGCAAUGACCACUGAAGCUGCAAGAAAAACACCAUUUAAUCUUCUAGUUGUUCUUAGCAAAAAUGAGAAUAGUACAGGAGAACUGUUCCUGGAUGAUGGAGAGGAAGUGGAGAUGGGAAGUGAGAAAGGGAGGUGGACAUUGGUGCAAUUCAAUAGCCAUGUCUACAAGAGUUUCGUUAGGCUUGAAACCAAGGUUGUCAAUGGAAACUUUGCUUCAAGCCAGAAGUGGACCAUCAACAAAGUGACAUUUCUAGGCCUUAAAAAUGCAAGAGCUUUAAAGGGCUACCAAAUUUCCACUAGCAACACACAGAGAAGGAAUCAGAACGCAGGAAUAAGUACUAGUUUAAAGCUCAGUGGACAGUUUGCCUCUGUUGAGGUCUCAGGCCUUAAUUUGUUGAUUGAAGAGGAGUUCAAGUUAGAGCUAAAUCUCAGCGUGUGAUCUUCGAAGAAUAAGAGAUGAAUAGGAUACUCCUGUUGGAAAUGUAUUUGCUUCAGAUAACAAUAAUAAUAAAGCAAUAGCAUGUUUUUCAGGAACCAGAAUCCAGCAAAUACAUGGCAAUGCAUCUGCUGUUUCCUUCAACUCCAGCAAUCCAACAUAUGCAAAUCACAAGCAAAGACGUGCUCUUUGCUUCAGGCAUGCUGAGUUCAAAUUUUUUUGUUUUUUGUCUUCCAACCAUAUGUUUGGAGUUUGGACAGUCAGAAUUAAGUCAAAAUCAAUUGCAAGC
Messenger RNA from Coffea eugenioides, 3023 nucleotides. Its product is annotated as alpha-glucosidase-like. The transcript has 5 exons. The coding region runs from base 20 to 2737 and encodes 905 amino acids. NCBI's taxonomy places the organism in Eukaryota, Viridiplantae, Streptophyta, Magnoliopsida, Gentianales, Rubiaceae. Gene Ontology annotation, biological process: carbohydrate metabolic process. The record is from RefSeq and is a predicted model, not a curated record. Gene Ontology annotation, molecular function: carbohydrate binding; hydrolase activity, hydrolyzing O-glycosyl compounds.